CCGGUGUUAUCAUUCACACAUAAAAUAAUAUGUAACAAUGUGGCAAAGUCCAUUCGUAGUUGUGAUAAGCUGUUAUUAAUGUUGAGGACAUAUAGCUUAACAAGCUUUUAGCCGGCCCAAGAUAGAGAAUGGCUUACUGGAAUAUAUUUUAUUUAAUUUUAACUUCUCUUGUUCUGCAUACAACUAAAUGUUCAAUGGUCAAGGUUAAUAAUGGUGGAUAUGAAGAUAUUGUUAUUGCAAUUAAUCCUGCCUUAAAGGAAGAUAGCAGAAUAAUUGACAGCAUUCAGGUAAGACUUGUGAAAUAUGAUUAGGAAAAAUAUAAUAAUUUUGGAAAUCCAGUAGAACUUUGUAAAUAUAAGAGAACAUGUUCUCUUGCCACUAUUAACUUUAUCAUUGCUUAUUGCCAAAUUGCUAGAAAAUAUAAAUUCAUAGAUAUUUGUGUGAAUAUCUGUAUGUUUGUCUAUAUGUUUGUGUGAAAUAUAAGUGCUCACAUUUUAGAAAACAUAUAAUAAAGAAAAUGAAACUUAACUAUUACAUUUUUUGUCUUAUAUGCUACAACAUGAUUUGAAAUGUAUUUAAAGAAUUAGUAGAAGCAGAGAUUUGACGCAAUAGCAUUUCAUAUCUUUCAAGGAACUGUAUUAAAAUUGCAAUUGUAAAAAGGGAUACAAUUGUUAAAAGCUAUUUUCUUUUUAAUUAGGAGCUAUAAAGAGGACUUCUAGAGGUUUUUUAAAAAAAAUUAUUGAGUAUAAAUAAAAGUUUGGGUUGCACUGAUUUUACAAAACAAUUAAGAGUGGAAUAGCAGUUUGAGGGAAAAAUCUCAGUUAGCAAUUCAAUGAAUAUUGCAACUUAUCCAUAUUGGCUAUCUAAAUAAUAAUCGUGUAAUGUUCGAAAUGUAGAUGAUUUUCUAUUACAGGUUGUAAAAUCACUGAGCAAACUGUCAGGGUUAUUUACUAAAGUGACAGUUGUUGUGAAAUCAGAACUGUCAAAUCAAAGGAAAAAUAGCUGAACUGGAAGCAUAGCUAGCUUGGAGAAACUUUCUAGUUUGGCUAUUUUGGCCUUAAAUGUAAAAUUUAUUUUGAACUCCUGGCCAUGCUCACUUUAGUGAAUAACUCUAUGUAUGAGGUGUAAUGUAACUCAAUGUACAGAGCAGGAUUCUUAUGCCUGCUUUUGCUCCUAUACUCAGUGAGAUUGUGAAUUUCUUUUAGGGUCCCAUAAUGACUAUGAAUGAUCAGAGGUUAAUGCAGCGGAGUUCUUUAGAAUGAGUUAUGGAAUCACCACCAGCUAGAGCUUAUGGUGCUUACCCACCCUAUGAUUAAAGUUAAUUUGGAAUUCCAUUAACUAGAGGGGACACAAGCUGACCCUUAAGCAAUUAUUUAUGGUGACGGGGUUAACACUUUCCCUUUUUCUGAAUCCAUUCUUUGUGCAGUAAGAUAAGAGUAUAAAGUUGAGUGGACCAUGUAGUUCCUAUUCCUUUGUCACACAGUUUACUCCCAUUUAGUGUUCAUAAGGUAAGUUUCCAGACACAGGGGGAGGUGGGGAUGUGGUUUGCUGGGCAAUUUGUAUCAUUUACAUUAAUUAAUGGAUUCCUAUCCCCAUUUAUAGACUUCUUUAUCCAAACUAUGAAAUCAGAUGGCAGAUGUAUAUCCCUUCCAAGUUUUCCUGUUUUAUACAAACUUCAUUUGCAAAGGGUGAGGAGCUAACAGAAAGAAAAAGAAGGCGUCAGACAUGUACAUUGUGACAAAUGUAAAAGACAAUGUGAUGACUUCUUCCAAACAUAUUUUUGUAUCACUUGGGGUAUUUAAUCCAUUGUCAGAGUCUGAGGAUAAACAAACAGAAUCUCUCCUAGUUAAGAGAUAAUUUCAUCAUACAUAUUUUACACAGAUUAAAUUAUAUUUGAAUCUCUGUGAUUUCCUGCUAUAGGUUUAAUAAAUUUUACAAAUCCCUGGAUUUGAUUAUUUAGACAGUUAGCAAUUGUAUGAUGGUCUCUGAACACAGCGGAUUAUGUGGUCAUAAAUUGUGUUUAACAGGGAAUGUAAGAGAUUGGUGUUCAUUCUGCUUACAGAAGUCUUUUUUGUUCAAUAACUCAGUAAAUGUAUCGCUUUCAAUUCUUUUUCUACAUUUUUUUUCUUUUAAUUUUUCUUCUAAUUUGAAAGAAUAUGGUUAAAGAGGCAACACAAUAUUUAUUUCAAGCUACCAAAAAGAGGCUCUUCAUAAGGAAUGUGAAAAUUUUAAUCCCAUCUACAUGGUCAUCAAACAAUUACACUAAACCAACAACUGAAACAUAUGAUAAGGUAAGUAGUAAUGUUUCAGUUAGUGUUGCAUUAUCUAUAAUAGAUUUACAGUGCAUGCUCUUCGCAAUGGGACAGAAACAAUAUGUUAUGUUACUAUUGUUUGUACUUGACGAAUUGUAGCUGCUGUAGCUUCACCCUGUAGUGCAUGGUGAUCCAAAUUAAGAUCAAACAGACAAAUUAAAUAGAACAUAAUGGUGAUGAAUAAGCAAUGGUAGUUCAGCUGCCGUAAACCAUUGAUCCGCACGAUUCUUACCCAACAAAACUGAUUUCUGAGCAUUAUGUCAACCAUAGUUCACAGCAGCUAUAGUAAGCCACCAGUGGUAACAUGUUCAGUUGUAUGUCUUCACUCCAUCAUAUAAAUAAUAUGUCGCUCUAAAGAUUAAUACAUAAUAGACAAUAAUAAUAGUUGUAAUGCUCUCAGGUAAAAUGAGCAGAGUGAGAAGAGUUGCUAAUGGGGAUCAAGCAAUGGUAAGGGGAUAAAUUAAUGGCAGGGUAUUAGGAAAGAACAAGAUAGUGGGUGAACAGAGACAUAAAUAAAAUGUUGAGAUUGUUAGAUGGAGAUAAUAAUAUAUAUGUAGGUCAUUCAAAAGUCUUUCAGAACAUGUAUUUGGAUUCAUAUGCUACUACUAACACACCUAUCUUUUACUUUUGUUAGGCUGAUGUUAUUGUUGCAGAUCCUUAUUUGAAAUAUGGCAAUGACCCGUACACAUUACAAUAUGGGCUGUGUGGUGAACAAGGAAGAUACAUUCAUUUGACUCCGAGUUUCUUGUUGGAUGACAAUUUGAUCUCAGUUUAUGGACCACGAGGUAACAUACAUCGUUUUCUGUUGAUUAAAAGAACACUAAUUAAUAACCAUUGUGCAAAAUACAAGAAAAGAGUAUAGUACCAUAAAAAUUAUUUAGAUUGCAAGUUUUGACAGCAGUUUGUAGGUUGUUUGGCAAUAUAAUGCAAAAGGUAUUUGUUGGUUAGAAUGUUAUUAUAAUGUGUGUUACUAUUAGUAGAAUAAUUCGUAAGAAUCUUUCAAGAGAUGAGUUGUGAGAGAAUCUGAAGACCUUGAGGAAGAUAUUACGUUGGCAUGUAGUCGGAUUUCUAUUAUUGAGGUUUAUAAAAAAGCUCUAUAGGGAAAUUUCCUUUAAAAUUAAAUCAAGCUGUAUUUUUUUGUUAGUAUAUUUUUAGCAGAGAAAAGCAGGCUCUGGUUAUAUGAUUAAUUUGAAGGCUAGUAAGAAGAAUAUAAUGAAAAAUAAUACAAAAUACAUUAAAACAAUAAAUCUAGCUAUACUGUUUGUAGAACAUUUAAAAGCUGAACACACAUUUUUGAGAUAGGGCUCUAUAAAUUGUCAUACUUAAAAAGUUAUUAUUCUCAUGCAUUCUAAAGGGUAUUAAUAGAGCAAAAGUUUAUUGGGCUCAUUCAGAGACAUGUAUUUAAUGUGCACAGCUAUCAGCUGCGAUCCAGCUAUUUUGGGGUGAUGAUGACAUUCCUAGACCUCAAUGGCCGUAGGCCUCAAUUUAUAUUGUUGGAUACACUUUUCAGAUUAUUUAAUAUCUUUGGGUAAAUGUUUAAAAUUAUAUUUUCAACAUAUUAAAAAAAAAAUAAUAAUAAUAUAUAUAUAUAUAUAUAUAUAUAUAUAUAUAUAUAUAAUAAUUAUCAAAAUAUUACCAAAUUAAACUAUUUUCAUAAUAUUAAAUAAUUUUAAAAGUUUAUCCAAAAAUAUUAAUUCAAGGUCAUAGUUGAUAAGUAUUUUUCAAAGAUAUUGGCAUCAGCAUGAUUUUAUAAGUGCUGUUUGCAAUUCUAACAUAGCCUCCAAAAAUAUUUUUCUCUUGGGAUUUUUUUUUUAGCGGACAGACAGUUCUUAUAUUAUCCAAGUAAAAAAUGCAAGAGGAACAACACAAUUUUUUUUACUUUCCUUUGCAGGAAGAGUGCUUGUACAUGAAUGGGCUCACCUUCGAUGGGGAGUAUUUGAUGAAUACAGUUAUGAUAACCCCUAUUAUAUCCAUGGAAGUUUUAAAGUAGAGGCAACAAGGUAGAUUUUAUGUUAUAUUAACAAAGUGUGGUGAGAACAUCAUUCUUAAAUUAACAGAAACAAGGAAGAAAAAAAUACAAGAAGUCUAUAGAAGGGGAAACAUGAGAGAGAGAGAUAUCUAUCAAGAAACCCCCCUGGAAAUUCUUGUACUUUAACAGCAACCCUGGGUGUUCUUCUCAUAAAGAGAAAUAAAAUGUAACUUUUAAUUCUAAUAGUUAAAAUAACUGAAAGUGAAAAGCAAAUAAAUAAAAAGUUGAGAGAAGAAAAAUGAUAGUUAGCCUGUGCUGCCCCUGUCUGUUUGGCAAACACUAGUGGCACAGAGGUAAAAGAGGUAUAGACAAAAAGACACUAGAAUUUAUAGUAUCUAUAUUUACAAUUAACUACCCCCCCAACUCCCAUCAUUCUGUGCCACCUUAGUGGCAAAAUCUAAUUCCCUUCUGCAGUAGAACAGCAGCCGAACUGUCAACACGGCUACCUAACUAAACGUAAUAAGAUCAUCAAGUAAGGUGGCUAAACCAGAGGAAAAUAAUAAAAUAUUGCAGCUGCAGCAUGGUCCCCUGUCAUCCCCCUCCACCCUCAUGUUAAUAAGCAGUCCUGAUGCGCGUUUCGCUGAGUAUCUCCCUUUAAAGAGCCGAUACUCGGCGAAACGCGCGUGGGGACUGCUUAUUCUUUCUCUUUAUGAGAAGAACACCCAGGGUUGCUGUUACAGUACAAGAAUUUCCAUGGGGCUUUCUUGUUAGAUAUCUCUCUCUCUUGUUUUCCCUUCUAUAGACUUCUUGUACUUUUUUCUUCCUUGUUUCAGUUAAUUUAUACCAAGGGGUUACCUCCCACGAAUGUUCAGGAAGCUGACACACUCUCUCUACUUUUUCUUUACUUUAAACAUCAUUCUUAAAACUCUACAAAUACAAAAAUGGCACAACAACUUGAAAUUAAAAAAAAUAGAAGGGGAUGCAUGUUAACUCCUUCUCACAGGUACUCUGUUAGGGGUAUUCAUGAAACACUUGAUUUUCUCCAGAUAAACAAAAGCUGGUAAAAAUUGUGAAUUUUGACUGGAAAGGCAUAUUUAAGAAAGCUAAUUCCAACCAAAAUCUUGACACUAUUACAUAGUUUAAACAUUGACAGUAUUUUGCAGCGCACAUUUUACCCCAUUCAGUAUGGGGCUAGUCUGACUUUAGUGAACAACACUGUAGAACACAGCAUCGGGUAUCCUGUAUGGCAUCCUGUAUGAUGUUCCCCUCCCCAAUAUGUUUACAUUUGUUCACACAGUGCAAUAAGUUAUAUAAUUGACUAUUUUGAGUGUUGCAUUUGUUCGUGAUGUGACUCUUCAUGGUUAGUUCCUUUAUAUCAGUUUACUUAUCCAACCGCUCUUAGUUGCAAUCAAUGGCUAGAUUUGCAAGCAAAUAAAUCAUUAUUCUCAGACAAUGCUAUUUUGGAGCAACUAUUAUAUAAGUACAUCUUACAAACAAACCCAUUAUAAACAUAGGAAUGUAAAAAUAGAUUGAUUUAUUUUUACAUAUUGAAUUAACACUUUACUUGUGCAACCCUUUUGGUAAUAGCCAAAGUUUAUAUUUGAAAUGACGAAUUAGUAACAUUGUUUGUUUUGUGUCAGGUGCUCACUGGAUAUAUUUGGAAUCAACAUACUCCAGCCAAACCAAUGUCAAGGAACUUCUUGUCCAACAAAAGCUUGUAAUUUUGACUCGAAGACAGGUCUAUAUGAAGAGGGUUGUGUGUUUGUGCCUGACAUAUACCAGUUUGGGCAAGAAUCUAUAAUGUAUGCACAGGCUCUAACUGAUGUAAGUUGUAUCUGUAAUGUAUGCACAGGCCUUAACAGAUGUAACUUUUGCCAGAAUUUAACAGCAUGGUCCUGUGGUGUCCCAGGUGGAAUUCCUGGUUAUCUUCUUGUUAAUACAAAUUCUUGUAAAUUUGACUCAAAUACAUGUCUAUAUGAAGAAGGUUCUGGGGUCCCUGGUGGAUUUCCUGGUGGUGUAGUGGGAUCCCUGUUGGAUUCCCUGGUGGAUUACCUGGUGGUACAACAGGGUCCCUCAUGGUCCAGUGUAGGCCCUUGUGUUCCACUGAGAUCCCAGUUGGAUUCCAUGGUGGUCAAGUGGGGUACCUGGUGAUCCAGUAGGCUCCCUAGUGGAUUUACUGUUGGUUUGUUGUGUUUCAUGUUAGUAAAGUGGGAUCCCUGGUGGUCCUGUAGGGUCUUUGGUGGGCUCCUAAUGCAGCCACAGGUCUUUUGGUCCAAAGCUUUUUGAGGACAUCAGAGUGCAGGCUGGUAAACCCAGUGCCUGUGCUCUGACUCUCUCACAGAGGGCCAUAACCUUAAGGGACUGCGUUUACACCAUGGAAGUAUUUCUAAAGAGCCGGCAAGGAUAAUUCAUUUUCUGAGCCCUGACCGUAGGCGGCUGCCUUGGAUGCCUUUUGGGUGAUCUGACUGCGCAUCCAAGACAGGCCUUCCCUUUUUUGAGAAGGUCACUGGAAGGACAGUAGGAUGCUGACCAUAUACUAUGAGGAAAGGACUAUGCCCAGGGGAAUGAUGUGUGGAGUUAUUACUGCCGCAUUGUGCCCAAGGAAACAGGACAGCCCAGAUAUCUUGAGAGUGUGAUACAAUUUAAGUAUUAUUCCAAGGAUCGAUUCGCACACUUGACAACUCCAUUAGACUGUGGAUGAGAAGUAAUUGAGACCCUCUGUCAGAUUCAAUUUCCUGGAUAAUUUCCAUGCUCCCAGAACAAAGUUAGCAGAUAUCUUGGCUAACUCAGUUGAGGAAGGCAGCGUAGGCAAAUGAAUUAAAUGGGACUAAAGCUAAAUCUAUUAGCAUGGGGUAGAUCUACAAUAAAAUCCAUUGCCAAAUAGGUCCAAGGUAGAUGUGGAAUGGGUAAAGACAAUUUAUGCCCCUAUUUAUACAUGACAAAACCUUACUAGCCUUAGUAACUGCAGAUUGACAUUGCAUAUUGCUGCCUAAUUUGUUGUCUAUAACAAUUCCCAAAUCCUUCUCGUGUGUGGUUAUCCCUAAUUCACUACCAUUUGGGGUGUAAGUUGCUUGUGCAUUCUUGACUCCAAAGUGCAUAAAUUUGCAUUUCUCUACGUUAAAUUUAAUCUGCCAUUUUAGUGCCCAGUGGUGUAAUGGUGUAAGCUAGCCUGACAAGAUGAUACCUGUGAGUGGACAUCAGGUAUGAUGCAAUUAUGCAGCGAUUAUUUUUUAAGGUGGGCAUGGCAUGUCAAUAAAAAAGGAUGCAAAAUCCAGUGUUUUGCAUCAGAAAUACUGGGAAAGUCUGAAACUGACGUGGUGCCUACUUGGGGACGUAGGGGCACCAGGUGAGUUGCAUGACGUAAGUGUAUGUAUCCUUACAACAACUUAGAAAAGCUGACUGCAGCUGACUCUUCCAUCACCAAUAACAGGCUAUCUGAUGUUUUAUUUCUCAUUCUGAUUAUUUUAGCCAAAAUUGUGCAGUUCAGUUUUCUGUUUACUACAACUUGGUGGUUAGUGAAAAACUCAAAAUUUAGUUGUGAUGUUUACACUUAGUUAAAUUCACCAGGACAACUGCAGCUUAAAGGGACACUGUCUACCAGACAGCCACUAGAGGGCUUCCGGAAUCCAAACGUACUUUUGGUCCGUUAUCUGAUGCUGGACGUCCUCACGCACUGCAUGAGGACCUCCAGAGUCAGAUUAUCCCCAUAGGAAAGCAUUGAUUCAAUGCUUUCCUUUAGGGAUGUCUAAUGCAUGUGCGGCAUUUGCUGCGCAUGCGCAUUAGAGCCCACUCGUCGCGGGACAGAUUUGAUCCCAUCAGCGCUGGGAUAAGGUAAGUAAAUAAAGGGUUUUUCACCCUCUUUUUACUGUGGAAGAGGUGCUAUGGAGUGGGCAGGCAGAGGGAUUGGUAUUGCCAGGAAUACAGCUUUGUAUUCCUGGCACAACAGUAUCCCUUUAAUGUAGUUGAUCUGGUGUCUACAGCCUGUCCAAGCAGGUUUUUUAAUGUAAACAUUACUGCCUAGGAACACCUCUAGUGGCAGUCAUUUAGACAGCCACUAUAGGUGCUUACUUUCUCAGUGGUGCACUCUGUGUGGUCUUGGAAAAAGGUAAAAAAAUGCCUUUUUAAAGUAAGGAGAGGGGGGCCCGCUACAUGAAAUAUGCUUUCAAAAUUAUAGUGUCAGCAAUACACAAUUGUAUUUCUGACACUAUAGUGUUCCUUUUAGAUGUCCGAUAAUAUCCUGCACUGAUAGGUUGUUGAAAACCACCACAGGAGGGUCUGGAUAGAAAAUAAACUCUGUACCUUUAAAAGAGUGCAGCAAUUUUAAAAAUAUAUAUAAAACCACUUUUAACUUUAAAAGUAACAAUUAUUUUUUUAGAAAAAAGUAAUUAAACCAAACAAUCCCAACAGAGGUAUGUUGACUCUUGGUAAAUAUUUUAAAUCUAUUCAUUUUUAAAAACACAGUUUUAAUUAAUACUGGUAUGAAGCCUAAACAUAAACUAUGUAUUCCAUUGAAUUGUUCCAUGCAUUCUGCAUAGCCCAUACCAUAGUUGUAUAUUUACUUUCAGGUGUCUGCAUUUUGUGAUGACAGCAAUCACAACACUGAGGCUCCAAAUCUACAUAACCGAAUGUGUGAUUCACGUAGCACAUGGAGUGUCAUCAUGGAUUCCAGUGAUAUCACCUCUACUACUCCAUCAACAACUAACAACAUUCCAAUCCCUUCCUUUACAAUGCUGCAGAACAGGGACAGAGUGGUCACUUUAGUGAUUGAUGUUUCUGGAAGUAUGAGCUUGGUGUGUAUUGAACAGACAGUACAAAUGCAAGUUUGAAGGUUAAACCCUGUUGUUUGUGAUACAGAACCCUAGAAUACUCUAAUGACUCUCAGUACCUAUAGAAGUUGGCAACAAUGAUAACAACGAAAGUCUAGACAUUUGUUUUUAUAGAACUAUAUGACAGUUAACCUCAACAAUAAAGAUGUUUGUAAGCUGCAUUUUCAAUUUAUCUAAACUGGUUGAGCACCUUAGAAAAUAUUUUAAAAAACUAACCAAGUCAGGAAUAGUGAAGCUACAAUUUUAACCUUCUAAAUAUAGAAAGUGAUCAGGAUUAUGAUAAACAGUAAUGCAAUCAAUGCCCAGCCAAUAAGGGAAACACAAAAGUAGAGCUUAAAGGGGACAUUAUAAGCACUAUAGCAAUCUUAGCUCAAUGGAGCAGUUUUGGUGCAUAAAUCAUGCCUCUGUAGUCUCAUUGCUCAAUUAUCUGCUAUUUAGAACCUAAAUCACUUUGCUUAUGCAGCCCUAGUCACACCUCUCUGCACGUGACUUGCACAGCCUUCCUGAACACUUCAUGUAAAGAGAGCUGAAGGAAACUCGUGCAAUUAAUACAAUUAAUAACUAAAAAUUAUAACUCGAAAACCGAGUGUAAAGUCAGAUUCCACACUCCUUGCUUUCGGCAAUUCAAUAAUAUUUAUUAAGAGGCUAAUCAAACAAAUAAACAAUACAUAUACAUUUGAAAUAGGCUAGUAUAUGUUGCUAACAAAACUAAUCAUUGAUUGAAUGGAAAGUAAACUAUAUUAACAUAAUGAAACAUGAAUAGACACGUGAUACAGUUACCACUCCAUUGAUCAUCAGCUGAUCACGGGGCUUUUAACAGGUUAGCCCAUGCUUCUGUGGGACACACCUCUCUCAGUCAAUCACUUAGGAUCUAACAGAACCAGAGUACCUCCUGGGGAUAGAGGGAUUGCACUGGAAGGCAUAGGAGGAGUAGUUUAACAACAAACAACCCAAUUGGUUUUGCCUGGUGAAAGGCCAUGUGCUUCACAGAGAACUCAAUACAGUUUGGCUGUUAAGCAGUCCCCCCACUUAAUACAAGAGCUCUAAUGUUUAAACUGUUUAAACUUCCUUUACUGCACAUUCUGUUUAAUUUAUGAUUUCUUAUCUCUGGCACUGUUAAUAGCCUUCUAGAACUUGUGUGUGCUUAAAGUUCAAGCAGGAUACAAACAUUUCUAAAGCAAGCUAACAUUUGAUUAACCCCUUAGCGACCGAGGACGGUUCAGGACCGUCAUCGGCAUUUUUGCCUUGAGGACUGAUGACGGUCCUGAACCGUCCUAACGGUCUUAGUUACUUACCUAAUGGCCGUCGUUCCCCCGGCGGCGAUCAGCGUGGCUCCGGUUGUGGGGAGACUGCCUGCAGCCCAGACAGUCUCCCCACACUGAAUUAGGACCCCUGUGGCCAUGUGAUCGCUUAACACAGUGAUCACAUGGUCACAAUAGGUGUCCAUGUGUCUGCCUGCAGGGGGACUGUGUGUGCUGACAGGCAGUCUCCCUGCUAGUGUAAAAUCAGAAAAAAAAAUAAAGUUAGUGUUAAUAAAAAAUAAAAAAAAUUAUAUAUGUGUAUAUAUGAUAUAUAGACAUAUAUUAUAUGUAUAUAAUAUAUGUCUAUAUAUCAUAUAUAUAUAAUGCCAUACUAAGUGUAUUUUUAUAUUAAUAUGUACUUAUAUUAAUAUAAAAAUACACUUAUAAUUAAAUUACACACGUGUAUAUAUAUAAUAUAUAUAAUAACUAUAUAUAUUGUAUAUAUUAUUAUAAAAUAUAAAUCAUAAGUAAUUUAAAUUAAAUAAAAAAUUUUUUAAAUAAUAAUAAAAAAAUUUAAAAAAAUUAUAUAGCUAUAUGAAAUUUUAUUCUAACUGUAUUUUAAAAUUAAUAUAUAUAUAUUUAUAUCAAAAUACACUUAGAAUGAAUUUGUAUAUAUAUCUAUGAAUAUAAAAAUAAAUAAAAAUAAUAAGAAAUAUACAUAUGUCCAUAUACAAAAUUACAUAAAUAAUUAUAUAAAUAUACACGUAGACUUCAAAUAUAUAAAUAUGCAUAUAUAUUUAAAUUCUACGUGCGUAUUUAUGUAAUAGUUUUACAUAAUUCAGUAAUUUUAUUGAUUGCAAUUUAAGGGACCUGCCUGCCAACCCAGGCCGAAAUUCCAGAGAAUUGAAUUUGCUAGCACUGUAUUUUACCCUGUAACGUUCUACGACACCCUAAAACCUGUACAUGGGGGGUACUGUUUUACUCGGGAGACUUCGCUGAACACAAAUAUUAGUGAUUCAAAACAGUAAAACAUAUCACAGCAAUGAUAUUGUCAGUGAAAGUGACUUUUUUGCAUUUUUCACACACAAACAGCACUUUUACUGAUGAUAUAAUUGUUGUGAUACGUUUUCCAGUUUUUAAACACUAAUAUUUGUGUUCAGCGAUGUCUCCUGAGUAAAACAGUACCCCCCAUGUACAGGUUUUAUAGCAUUUUUGAAAGUUACAAGGUCAAAUAUAUGGGUCAAAUAUUUUUACAUUGAAAAUGGCCAGGUUGGUUACGUUGCCUUUGAGAGCGUAUGGUAGCCCAGGAAUGAGAAUUGCCCCCAUGAUGGCAUACCAUUUGCAAAAGAAGACAACCCAAGGUAUUGCAAAUGGGGUAUGUCCAGUCUUUUUUAGUAACCACUUGGUCACAAACACUGGCCAAAAUUAGCGUUCAAUUUAGUUUUUUUACUUUUUUCACACACAAACAAAUAUGAAUGCUUAUUUUGGCCAGUGUUUUCGACUAAGUGGCUACUAAAAAAGACUGGACAUACCCCAUAUUGAAUACCCUGGGUUGUCUACUUUAAAAAAAAUAUGUACAUGUGGGGUGUUAUUCAGAGAUUUAUGACAGAUAAUAGUGUUACAAUGUCACUAUUGAUAAAUUUUAAAAAUUUAUGUUUUGAAACCGCAAUAUUCUACUUGUACCUAUAGCCCUAUAACAUGCAAAAAAAAGCAAAAAAGCAUGUAAACACGGGGUAUUUUUAAACUCAGGACAAAAUUUUGAAUCUAUUUAGCAGUUUUUUUAAUUCGCUUUUGUAGAUGAGUAAAAGAUUUUUCAAGUAAAAGUCAAAAAACAUGUAUUUUUUUCAAUUUUUCAUCAUAUUUUUUUAUUUUUUUUAAAUUAAAAUACAUGAGAUUAUAUAAAUAAUGGUAUGUAAAGAAAGCCCCUUUUGUCCUGAAAAAAACAAUAUAUAAUUUGUAUGGGAACAGUAAAUGAGAGAGCGGAAAAUUCCAGCCAAACACAAACACCACAAAAGUGUAAAAAUAUGCCUGGUCGCAAUGUACAACAUCGCAAAAACAGUCCAGUCCUUAAGGUGUUAAAAAUUAAACCAUAUUUUUCACGCAUGGUGUGUGAGUCACAACCAAGGGAGGUGUGCCUAUGGCUGCAUAAAUAGAAAAAUGAUAUUUAAUUCAUAAAUGACAGAGAAUUGAGCAGUGAAACUGAAGAGGCAUGAUCUAUGCACCAAAACUGCUUCAUUAAGCUAAAGUUGUUUUGAUACCUGUAGUGUCCCUCUAAGAUACAGUAGCUGAUGCAGCCUUAUAUUCCAUUUAUAAAGCCUGCCUUGAAAGACUGUUGAAAACAUUCUUGAUUCAGUCAAAAUCUUACAAGCUCAACAGUGCAGCCCUUUACUUAUACAGCAUCCUACUCUCCUGUGUGUUUAGUAGUGCACAUAUCAAACAAAUGGUUGCUUAGUCUGUCAUAUAAAACAUAUGGUUGCUUAGUCUGUCAUAUGGAUGACUGUAGUACUACUGAGCAAAUUAAAGUACACAUUGAUACUAGUUUUUAGGUGAAUAGAGCAGCUAUCUUCCUACUUUUGUUCAUUAUUACUCUUCAAGAAACAUAGACACAGGAAAAUAAGUAGUAUGAUUGGAUUUUUUUUAUUGCGUUUUUCACCAAUUGCAAAUGUGGAAAUAUGUUUUGGCCUCCCUUGUCAUGUCUAUGACUGCUGAUAAUGUCACAGGCUGCCUGCAAAUCAGUGUUAAAGUGCCAUUCAAAUAUUAAUAAAAAAUGUCAGACCAGCCCCAACAAUGAAAAACCCCAUAGUAUCCCCAAUGGCGAUUCCCCCUCUGUUUUGCACCCCUGAAAUGGCCAGGUGCUUGGUAAUUCUCUUAUUGAAGUUUUGUGUGAAAGUUUCCACAUGAAAAAUAUAAAUAAUUAUACAGAGUGCAUAUUCAGAAAAAAAAUAUUGCAAGUUAAAAUUAGAAACUUGUAUUUAUUUAAUAUAUUGCAGCAUCUAUCCAUAACUGCUGCUAUAUGCUAAAACAGAGGAAACUUUGAAAUGGUAAAUCGAUAUUGCACAACAUCCGCCAAACAAAGCUAGAGCCUAGAUAACUGAUAUGUGUUGAAAUAUUCAGUAACAUCACUUUGAGAGGCCUCCCAACAGCCCCAAUUUCAGUAGGACAUUACUUAUUUUAGGAUCCUGUCUUGCUGUCCGAUUGUGUGCCUUAGUGUCCUGCUUCCAGGGAACUUUCUCUCUAGUGCUCUGUCAAGGGCACUAGGGCAAUGCAGAGAGUGUUUUAGAAUGCUCUUUGCAUGGUCUUCUCUGUUGGGGGUCAGCCAGAGAGACAGUCAGGGUAGGCAUUCACAUUCACUGUCGAUCCCCCUCUCAGUUCUCAUCUACCUGUCCUGAUGACAUACCUUUCAAUGUUAGGAGGUAUACUUUGAGCAUUAGGGAUUAUUGAUAGCUUUGCCAAUUAUCAUUGAUUUUUAUUAAAAUAAUCAUUGUAUUACAUUUCUCCAUUCUGUCUAUUACAGAAUGAUAGGAUUGGGAGACUUCGUCAAGCAGCAGAUGUCUUUCUGAUUCAAAUUAUUGAAACCAACACAUAUGUUGGGAUUGUGCAAUUCUGUAACAUUGCAUCAGUCAUUUCACCACUAAAGAAUCUCACCAAGAAUCAGAAAGAAGUUUUUAAAGCUAUGAUUCCAUCUUCAACAAUGAAUGAAAGAACUGACAUUUGUGCAGGAAUUCGUUUGGGUAUUGAGGUAUGCCAUUGUUCUCCCUAAAACAUUUUAUGAGUCAAGGGUCAUUAAUGUAUCACUAAUUUUUCAUCCAUGUUCCCUUUCACCAUCUCAUCUCAUAUUCAGGUAAAUAAAGGACAGGACGGAACAUCAUAUGGUACUGAACUUGUGCUAUUAACAGACGGAGAGGAUAAUAAUGACACCAGGCUUUGCUUCUCAGACAUAAAAAAUAGUGGAGUAAUUAUUCAUGUCAUAGCAGUUGGGCCAAAUGCGGAAAAAGAACUUGAAGAAAUAUCAACAAUGACAGGUGUGUGUUUCUGUUAAUAGUAAUUACUUUACUUAAUUUAAAGGGGAACUUUCCAUUUCUUUGGAAAUUAAGCUAUUGAAUAAAACAUUGGAAAUCACAUCUAACUUGUAUAAAUCUGAUUAUGGGUUUUUGUUGUUGUUUUUUUAAUGUAUAUUAAGAUUUAGCAGCUGACAUCACAAACCAGUUCGAUCCUGGCAGCACACGCAAGCAUUGCAUUGGAUGAGGAGAAAAGUUCCUGUUUCUCCAUUUACUAUGUUUACUAACAGAAAAGGGUAGAGUAGACAGACAGGGGGCCAAGAUCAUACCUCCCAACAUUGAGAGGUAUGGUAUUGGGAUUGCUAGUGACACAGCUUGCAUCACUGGUGAUGUCCACAAUGGUCCAAACAUCACCAGAAAAGAAAAUAGACCUUCUCAUAGUGUCAACUUCAGUCUAGCCUGUCCAGCCAGCCCCCUAAGUAGAAGACCAUGCAGAGAGCACUGCUGAAGCGCUCUCUGCAUAGUCCCACUGCCCGUAUGAUUGUGCAAGUGCAUCUAACAAUGCGUUCACACUGUGCUGCCCAAGAAUACCUGUAAAAUCAGGACACUAAAAUAGGGACAGUUGGGAGGCCUGCAAGGUAGAUGAAAUUAAACUGUUCUAUUCACAUUUUAAUGUUUAGUUAGCCAUUUUUUUAUAAUUUUGCCUGUCGUUAUUCUAUUAGAAUUUGAAAUAGUUAGCAUUUAACCAUGGGCGUCCGCAGGAAUUUUUCCAGGGGGGGGCAUAAUUGUAAUGACAUCCAUGCUUGGUACCUUUUUGACAGUGUCAUGAAAAGGAAGGGGCAUAGCCAUUAUCACAUAAAGCCAGGGUGAAUAGCGUUUUCACAACUAUGGUGUCAGGAAUAUAUGUUUGUAUUCCUGACACUAUAGUGUUCCCUUAAGCAAAUUAAAGGACAUUUCUGGUCACCAUAACAACUUCACCUAAAUGAAAAUGCUAUGAUGCCAGGAAGCCCCUGGGUGCUCGCUUUCCUUUAAGGGGUUAAAUCGCUCUCAAAUGGUUUAACCCCAAAGGCUUCCUCCAGCUCCAGGUCGCUCAGUGGUAUUUGGCUUCUGAAACAGAGUGUCAGGAAGUGCAGAUUGGCGUCAGGCAUGGGUGCCGCUGAUUGGCUAGAGUGGUCAGUUGACGCUCUAAGCCAAUCGCUAGUUCCCGGUUCAUAAAAUAUUUUUACUUUUUUAUGAAUGGGGAGCUACUGAUUGGCUUAGAGUGCCAGCUGACCGCUCUAGCCAAUCAGCAACACCCCUACCCAACGGCACUCUGUGCUUCCUGACACUCAGUAAAUAAAAGUGAACACAUUAACACCAAUAUUUUUUUACCUUUGGAGAUGAGAAGGUCCAGCGUUUCCCUGCCUGGCCCAGGUACCAAAGCCUUAUGAUGUGGUGUCCAGAAUAAAGUGGAGGUUCACUUCAUUUGUCCUUCCUGCUCCAAUCUCAUUUUCCUCUCCUUCAUUUGACAGUCUUUUUUUUUCUUCUGACACUGUUUUCUAUCCUUGGCCCCUUCUGCUCUUUUACCUUUCUUCUACUUUCUGCUUAUUUUGCGCCCUUCUGCUCCUUUCUCAUUCUGAUCCCUUUCUGCUCCUUGCAGACCCUUUCUGCUCUUUCUCCUACUUUACCUUUGUGCUCCUUCUGAUUCUUUCUGCUCCUUCACCUUUGUGCUCAUUGCUGUCCCUUUCUGCUCCUUCCUGCUCCUUGCAGGCCCUUCCUGCUCAUUCUCCUACUUUAUGUUUGUGCUCCUUCUGCCCCUUCCAGCUCAUUUCUGACCCUUUCUGCUCCAUCUACUUUACCUUUGUGCUGCUUUGACCCUUCCUGUUCAUUUCUAUAUAUCUAUAGGCUGCUGCCCCCCUCCCCAAAUCUAUGGGCUGCUGCCCCCCCAAAUCUAUGGGCUGCCUUUACCUCCCCAAUCUGGGCUUAACACUAUCCCCAAAUGUAGAUAUGCCUCACCAAAUCCACAAAGGCUGCUUGCCCCCAAUCUAUGGGCUGCUGCCCAAAUCUAUAGUACUUAUCCCCAAAUCUAGCAGGCUGCUGCAUACAUGGGCUGCAAAAUGCCAGAGCUACUGCAAAUAUAUGGAAACAAUUGCACCCCAAAAUAUAUAGGCUGCUGCCCCGUCUAUAGGCUGCUGCCCCAAAUCUAGCAGGCUGCACCUUUAAAAUCCUAUAGGCUGCUGCCCUAAAUCUAUGAACACUUAUUUUAAAACUAAAGCUGCACCCCAAUCAGCAGACACUAAAUCUAGCAGGCUGCUGCCCUAAAUCUAUGAACUUGCCCCUUUGAGCUAAAAGGCUGAUCUGUAGACUUACUUUAAAAUCUAUUUACUGCUGCCCCAAACUAUUUGCUGCUGCCCCAAAAUCUAUUUUGCUUACUUGCCCCCCGUCUGGCCCUUGCCCAAAUCGCAGGCUGCACCUUUAGGCUAUAGGCUGCUGCCCCCUCUCAAACCCCCCACCCCAUCCCCCACUUAUCUGAUCUGUAGGCUGUCUCUGGCUGCAUGUUUCAAUGCGGUUUCAAUCAGCAGAGAGAAGCAGGGAUAAGAUGCAGCUUCCUAUCCCUGUCUCUCUCCAUACACAGCGCCACCUACUGGCCGGUGCCGGUAUUGCAGUUCAUUUUAAAUCUCACACGAAAAAUAAGAACAAGCUGAAAAAUCCAGGGGGGGGCAAGUGCCCCCCCUUACCCCUCCGGCGGACGCCCAUGCAUUUAACUGUGAUAAUAUAUUGUAUGUUAUUUUUUAUUUGUAGGAUUUAUGUGGUUAAAUAAAAUAAAAAAAUCCCAUUGGAAUCAAUCAAUGGUUUCUUCUAGGUUUAGAGAAUGCUUUUGCAGCUCACGCUCAUUAACCUACUAAACUCUUUACAUGUAACCAGUGGCUGCAAUUAUCCUUUGAAUUCUCCCUGACCAUCAUAUCCAAAUCAUCCCUGCUACCUCUUUUCCCCAUUUCAAUCUUUAGAUUGUAAAUUCACAGAUUAUCUAGCAAAGUACUCUGUAUAAAAGAGCUUAAGUGGCUAGAUCCCAGUUCACAGACAGGGUCCUCUUUACCUUUUGUAUUGGUCUGUUUAUGUUGUACUGUCUUUAUACCCAAUUGUAGAGCACUGCAGAAUAUGUUGGCACUUGAUAAAUGGCAGUAAUAAUAAUAAUAAUAAUAAUAAUAAUAAUAAUAAUAUGCACACAAUAUGCAUAUAUGUGUUUCAUUAGUGCUUUCCUGCUUUAGUCAAUAGAAACUAAUCAGUGAGAAAUUUGAGCCUGGAUCAUUUUGUCAGGGUUCUUCAAUAAAACCUAUAGUCUUAGUUUAAAAUUUUAAAAUUUCUUAGAGUGCUCUGAUAAAUCCUGACCAUCUUCAAUCUAAAAUAUGUUUUUUGGACAGCUCAACUGGUAGAUUCAGAUUGCUCAUUCAUUUAAGAAGUGACAUUCUCCUAUUGUGUUGUGGUACCACACAAUUUGGUAGAGCAUUGUGCUUCCAACAGGUUUUUUUUUUAAUUGAACAAAGUCAGUCUUCACCAAGACCACAGUGAUGCAGCUUCCUGGCAGUUUUACUUACACAUCCUAAAAAUUUAAAAAAGCAAUGUGCUGCUGUCAAUAAAUAGAAUUAACAUGCUAAAUUCCAUAGUAUCAAAAAGUUAUUUUAAUAUGUAAUUUUUUACAACAAAUUAUCCAGAACUAUUGUCUUUUAGGAGGAUUGCAAUUUCUAGCAUCAGACAUGGUGGAUGCUAACGGACUGAUUGAUGCUUUUAGUGGGAUUUCAGCAGCAGAUGGCGACGUUUUUAAGAAGUCUAUACAGGUGACAUUUUUACUAUUAUGGCCUCUCUUUAAUAUUUAUAUUUAUAAAUAUCUAUUUAACAUUAAAAAAGACAGAUACCUGUUUGAUGCCUGAAUAGAACCACCAUUACACCACAUUGCCAUGUGCUGAGUUAUCUGUCUUUUUGAUAUUGGAAUUUGGUCUGCUGAACAAGGUCCUUCCUUAUUGCACAGCCACCAAAAAUUUGGACUUUGACUGUAUAUUUACACACCUAUUUUUUUUUUUAACUCAACUUAAUAUAGUUCAAUAAGCUUUUUAAAAUAAUUUAAUAUUUUUGGAUACAUUUUUAAAAUUAUUUAAUAUUAUGAAAAAUAAGGUCCUUCCUUAUUGCACAGCCACCAAAAAUUUGGACUUUGACUGUAUAUUUACACACCUAUUUUUUUUUUUAACUCAACUUAAUAUAGUUCAAUAAGCUUUUUAAAAUAAUUUAAUAUUUUUGGAUACAUUUUUAAAAUUAUUUAAUAUUAUGAAAAAUAUAAAUCAUAAAUGAUAAAUUUUAUUAAUAUUUUGAUAUGUUAUGACAUAUAUUCUUUAAAAACAAUAUAUAUAUAUAUAUAUAUAUAUAUAGAGAGAGAGAGAGAGAGAGAGAGAGAGAGAGAGAGAGAGAUGUAAAAAACAGAUAAAAUUCAUAUCUUGUAAUACCUUUUUUAUUUUAUUAAAACAUUCUGUUAGUCCAAUAAAAAAGGUAUUGAAAAAUAUUCAAAUAAAAAAAACAUACCUUUCAAUACCUGUAUAAAAAAAGAUAAAUUCAGCUUCAUGGAGACCCAUCACUUACCAGCUAGAAGAUCCAACAAACAGCAGCUAAUUAAUCUGGAUUAUGAUGUUUGAUCUCAUCCCAUAAAUUCUGUGCAGAAGCAAUUACUCUCAUCAUAUAAAAUUAUUGGAACUAAACUACAAAGUAAUAGCAGAAACACGAAGGAUGCUAUCAGGUUGUACACAAUGUACAGCUUAGUGAACAGUUUGUAUAGAGUUUUUUCAGGGCUACUUCAUGGUGCACAUGUGUAUGCCCAUGAUUUGGUUCUGUCUUGCUUGCACAAGUCAGCCAAAAAGUGAGAAUUUGUAUUGAGGGCUUAUAGCUAAAGAGAUUUUCCAAUGCAGUACUAGAUCUACACUAACCUACCAUCUGUGUAUCUCUUAACACAGCAUGUGUUACAAAAUAUUUCUAAUCUUUAUUAAUAGAACUAAUAAACACAAAAAUGUAAUUAUGUAAAUUUCAUAAAUAUAUGAUUUCACUAUCAUUGAACAGAAUUCUACAACAAAAUAUUGUUUUCUCCUAGGUUUAUGUGCAUAUGUAUUCCUACUAGUUUUGCAUUUUUAGUUCAUAAAAGUCACUUACUAGCAAACGAGUUAAAAAUAAAUAAAUACAAUUCCCAAGUGGGAACUCACAGAAAAUCACAAGGAAAUGAAGGGGUCCAGUGUAUCUACAAAUGAAACAAACACAAAAAUGUAAUUGUGAAAAUUCUAUUAAAUUUAAUAGUUUAUUAUCCUUGAACAGCACUAUGUAUUGCUUUGAGUACACUACAAAAGUGUGUUCCAGGUCAUACAGUGCAUAACUUUAUGGCCAAAUCCUUUAAAUUAAUAUAUACCAUAGUAAUAAUAACCCGAAUUGUGCGUGUGUUUUCUCUUGAAUUAAUAAGUGCAAAAUUUCUAGAAGUUAUGUGGUUAAUGAUAACUUAGUGUAAAAUGAAAUAUAAACAGUUGUUCUGAUGUGUAAUUUAAAUAAUAAUAAUAAUAAUAAUAAUAAGAUAGAUAGAUAGACAGAUGACCAGUGAAACCAAAAGCACAUUGCAAAUAUUACAUGACAUAAAAAUGUUAAAAUGUUAUUCCUAGUAUAGAACAUACAUUAUGUCUGUUCUAGGCCUUUAACAUUUUUGAAUAAGCAUUUCAAAUUAUAUAAUACUUUUGGCUAAACAUUUGAAAUAAUUUGAUGAAAAAUAUUUAAAUGUUGAAAUUUUUUAUAUAUUUUUGUUAUAUUGAAAUACUUAUUUAUAUGACAUAUUCUUUGAUAUAUUAAUAUUGUGAAAAAAUAUAUUUUAAAAGUUUAUCCAAAGUAAUGAGCCUACAUAAUUUAUUAAAUAAAAUAACGUUAUUUAUACAAUCAAGAAUACAUUUAAAAUGAUACAUUUGAAAUGUAAAAUUUCAUUAAAAAAUGUCUUGUUUUUUUCUACAGCUAGAAAGCAGUGCUUUCAAAAUUCAACCUAAUGAGUGUUUGAGUGGAACAGUUUACAUCGAUCUCACAGUAGGAAAUGACACAUUUUUCCUUGUUACUUGGCAAGAUUCAGUGCCAUCUAUCCAUUUACAAGAUCCCAUGAGAAAAAUAUAUACUACUGAGCAGUUUUCCAGUGAUGUAACAUCCAAAUUGUCUAGACUUGAAAUCCCAGGAACAGCAGAGGUAGGCUAUAGUAUAAUGGUAUGUGCAUUUUCUCUUUGAAAUGCAAGUAAAUUGUAAAACAAAUGGAUACAAAUGAGUUAAGAAGAGUUGAGCCUCAGUAUGUGUUACAAUAUGGAGAUACGUUUUGAAAUGUUAUAAUCUUUUUUUUUUUUUUUUUCUAGAGGGGACCUUGGCUUUAUAGGAUUUGCAAUAAUAAUACAUUAAACCAAGUUCUAGGUAUCAUAGUAAAUUCCAAGGCUGCUGAUUUCUCUAUCCCUCCAAUUAUUGUCAAUGCCCACAUGAACAAGGAGACAAAUUCUUAUCCUAAUCCAAUGGUUGUUUAUGCAUUAGUAAAGCAGGGGCUAAUGCCAGUGACAGGAGUUAACGUAACAGCAAUUAUUGAAUCAGAUAAUGGAAAUGUGGAGAUUCUGGAGCUUCUGGACAAUGGAGCAGGUAAAUAAAAGUGCACAACGUCUAAUCAACAGCAACAAUUAUGAUACUUGCUUUGUUAAGUGGUAAGCGUUAUUCUGUAUAUAUAUAUAUAUUGCCCAUUAUUCUGUAAUGUAUUAUAUAUUACAAGAGCCAUAGAAAAACUAGGAAAUUAUUAGAAAUACUAUAAAUAAAAUUGACAUAUUACAUAUCAUAUAUAAUUUCAUAAUUUUUAGAUGGUCAUUUAUUUUUACUUUUUUAUUAAAUGGACCCUUAGGGCUUGAGUUGAUCUUUUUAAAAAAACAUUAUAUAAAUAAUGCAGUGAAAUAUGCACAUACCUAUAUAUUAAAAAUAAUAAAAAUGUAAAUUCUCACAUUUGAAAAUUUAAAUUCUUAGCUUGUGUCUGGCCCUACUAAACCAGAAUAUGCCUUACUCAACCGUUAUACUCAACUUGCUAAAUACUCCUGAGCCUAGCACAGCUAAUUACUAAAUAGGAGCUUAAAGUGUUUGUAGCAGUAACAGCUGUACUAUAACUCUCAAGUCAUGAUGUACAUACAUACAUAUGUUUGGAGCAAAGAUGAAAACAAAUAUUUUGCUUGGAGAAAGGGACAGAAAAAAAAGAAAUUGUGCAGCAACAUUGCUUAUUAUUAAGUACUGUACAAAUGAAUAUUAAUAAAAAUGCAGCAUAACUAAAUCUCUACAUAUUUCACUUAACAUAUGCAUACUUGCAGUGCCUCGUUAAUUCCUUUCCUCCCAACAUGGGCUCGUUACCAUAUUUGUUGCUAAGAAGCAGCUGUUAAGCAUUAUGAGUGCUUACACAGUAGAGGGUUACUGCCAGCAGAGCACUGUUUCAGGCAGUGUAGGGAUCUACCCAGAACAGGUGGUAGGGAAUGGCAAUUAGGUCCUCCCCCCAAUUUUUAUUUAUGGCCCCCACCCACCGCUCAGGGGUGGGAACUGGAGGGGAGGACAAUAGGUCCCCCCCCCCAAAUUCUUAUUUAUGGCCCCCACCCACCACUCAGGGGUGGGGGCCGGGGGGGGGGGCAAUCGGUCCCCUCUUUAGUUUAAAAGCCCCCACUCGCGCGUUGAGGGUGGGGGCUCAGGAGGGGGGAAUUUUUUUUUAACAGGCUGCUCACUGUUUAAUAGACAUCCCCCUACUAGCUGGGUCACAUACUGCACUGGCCAAUCACAGCCAUGCCAUUAGUAGGCAUGGCUGUGAUGGCUUCUAAGGGCACACAAGUCAAACGCUUGUUGAUUGGCUGCCCUGUGGCCUUUGAAAACGCGCCAUUAAAUCGCCGAACACCGAACUCCAACCCGAACAUACAGUGAUAUGUCCGUGUUCGGGUCCGGGGUCCAAAAAACAUAAUGUUUGGUAUGAACCCGAACUUUUCAGUUCGUCUUUGCUCAACUCUAUUCAGCAGUCAUAGUACAGAAGGAACAUGUCAUGGACUGAUAAUGACAUAAAGUUAUUUAAAGUUAGGUUGCAUUAAAUUAAAACGGAUUCUUUCUCUUUUUCAUUAUACUUUUAUUAUUUAAGAUUUUCUUUUCCCUGUAAGCCCACCCUUUCCGCCUCUACCCUUCAAUCGGCAGUAUAUUCAUCUUUGAUAUUCAUAUUUUCCUAAAAUUGUUAAUUUCUUUUUUUUACUGAUUAUCUUCAGGUGCUGAUGUUGCAAAGAAUGACGGCAUUUACACAAGGUAUUUUAUUGCGUUCAGUACAAAUGGAAGGUAUAGUUUGAAGGUACAGGUGAGGGGUGAAGACACUAAAAGCAGAUUGGCACUUCCAAAGAAUCAAGCUUUCUAUAUGCCUGGCUAUGCUGAAAGAGGUAAGAAGAGCGGAUUUUGAAUUUUUCCAAUAAAGUUACAGUGAGAGUAAAGGGUUUUGAAAUGGGCAUGCUAAAAGUACGUGUAGGAUUUCGGAAUAGAUGCUGCACAUGCUCAGAUGUUAGAUAGCUGCAGAGGUACAACUGCACCUCUGGCAACUUUCAUUAGCUGGAUGGCCUGCUAAUGUUAAUUAUGUGCAUAUUGUAUGUGCAGGCACUAAUUCAUUUGUUAAAAACACUCAGCUGACACUCUCAGACAAUGAAUGAAUGGCAGUAUUAACGGUUUGCUACCUUACUUGAGAAUAGCAACAGGAUACUCCUGGCAUCAUAACCUCAGCAGUGGGCUUCAGUGGUUAUGAUGCCUGUGGUAACAGUUUAAUAAUUGCAUUUCAGAAUGUUUUUAACCUUUGUUUUUAAGUUUUUAUGUCCUAACAAAAACGUAUACAUCCACUGAAUACUCUGAACUUUUUACACUAUGAAGUACUAUCUAUCUUUUAAGUGUGCAUAUGUGUUAGUAAGUGUUUGAGCAAUUCCAAUAAAUAAUUAUAUGAUUGGUGAAAUGUCUAUAAUUGAAAAAUUAUACAAAGCUGAACACAAGCCCUUAUAGAGUGCAAACCAUGUAGUGAAUAUAAAUUAAGAUUUCAAAUUUAAAAGAAUAACAUUUUCUUUAUGUAGAUGCAACUACCCAGAAGAUCUCCUUUUGUCUUCUGAAUGCAAUAUAUAUGGUAUAUAUGGGUAGUUCUACUAAGGAAAAAAGAAAUACAACAUAGUGCUGUAUUGUACACAAUAGCCACUCAGUGCACAGGUUUUAAUUGGCUACUCACUAUUAUAUACAAAAAUAGUCCAAUAUGCAAUCACAAGAAAAGGAGAAAGAAGCAUAAGGAAGAAGCUCCACCAUAAGAACAAGACGGGAACAAGGAAGAAACCCCACCAUCAAGAACACGAUGGGGACAAGGAAGAAGUCCCACCAUCCGAAUCCGCAAUGGAAUGCACACGUGUCAGGAUCCCAUCCUGACAACCAAACUUACGUUUCAUUUUCUACAAUUCCAGUUUUCCACCACUAGUGGCCUUCCUAGCCACUAGUCUAACCUCAGUUACUCUCACCUGCAUAGCAUGAUCAUUUAGAUUGCUAUAAGAGGCCACACACUGCUAACCAAAUGGCCUUUACAUUGAUUGAAGUCUAUUUUCUGAUCCUGACAAGACUUCUUAUCCAGACUCAUACUGAGAAAACCUGCACUACUCUGAAUACCAUUGAACCAAUCGGAUUUAUACUACCUACCUGCUUUAUUUACAACCUGCUUGCUAUCAAUACACUUGGGGGGAAAACAUGAUAUUUAAUACCAACCUGCUUUAUUCGAUACUGGACUUUGAUUCCUUAUUGCUUUGGUUCUAACCUACUGUACACCUACCGGAAACUACACAACCUACCUAGAUAAUACAAACAUUUCUAUUAUUUGCAACUAUCCUGAAAGAUCCUGUUAUAACUAUCUCAAACUGCAGUUAUGCCUCCAAACCAAAGAGGCUGAUCACCUUAAUGCCUAAACUAACCUGUAUUACUUAAUCCUUUAUAUUUCUGUUUAGUUUUGUUUUUGUCUACCUGGAACCUAAAGUUUCACUUAUAGGUUUUCCUUAUCUUGAUUCACCUAUAAUCUCACUUAUAGGUUUUCCUGCUACCUUAAACCUGUUUGGGGCAUAUUGCCUAACUCUUGUUUUCUAUUAUCUCUCUCCUUAUACUUACCUAUAAUUUCACUUAUAGGUUCUCCUUCUUACUAUUGCCUAUAAUUUCAUUUAUAGGUUUUCAUUCCAUUUUCUGCCUAUAAUCUCACUUCUAGGUUUUCCUGCUACUCUGUAAUCUGUCUGGGGUUUAUUGUCUAAAGUCUUUAUUUUAUACCCUCCAAUAUACUUACCUGUAAUUUCGCUUAUAGGUUCUACUUUCUCCCUUUUGUCUUUAUUAUUUUCACUUCCCUUUAACCCCUUAAGGACACAUGACAUGUGUGACAUGUCAUGAUUCCCUUUUACUCCAGAAGUUUGGUCCUUAAGGGGUUAAGUCCUGCAACUCUUAUUUCAAGACUAACCAUGUAAAAGCUUUCUAAUAAAGAACCUAGAGUUAACCCCGGUAUAAGUCUCUUAUCAGAACGCACAACAUCACAUACGUAAGUUUUACACUUUGCACUUUAUUCCUUUCUGUCCUGAAGUGAAGUCAGGACCUAGGAUUUUAGCUUCCUGACAAAUAAUUUUUUUAUCAAGGAUUCAUUAUAACUGGAUAAUAGUGAGUGGUCAGUUGAAACUUGCACACUGAGUGGCUGUUGUGCACAAUAUUGCACUAUGUUGUAUUUCUUUUUCCUUAGAACUACCCAUAUAUACCAUAUGAUUUAAAAAUGUAGGGAUUGUCUACUAAAGUCAGAAUUGUAGCAAAUUGAAAUUGGUGAAAAAGUAACCAAUAGAUGGAAAAAUAGGAGGAGCAGUAACAAAUCUAUAUUUAUGUUUAUUAAAGAAGCACAAUAGGGUCAGGAACACAAACAUGUAUUCCUGAUCCUAUAGUGUUAAAACCACAAUAUAGCCCUCCCUGGCUCCCUUUGCCUCCCUAAAUAUAGUGAAAUCUUAAUUGUAUUCAAGUCUGAAGCUGCUGCCUCUGCCUGUGAACUGCCUUUGUUUGCCAACAUCAUCAGAAGUGGUGGUCUGAGCCAAUUAUGUUGUUUUCACAUAGGAUUGGCUUAGACUGUCAUGGAUGCAGAUCCGGGACAGAGCCAGCACAAGUCAAACACAGCCCUGGCCAAUCAGCAUCUCCUCAUCGAGAUGAAUUGAAUCAAUGCAUCUCUAUGAAGAAGGUUCAGUGUCUGCAUGCAGAGGGUGGAAAGACUGAAUGGCAGUGCUGCUUACUCUGCAGCACUGCCCAAAGAGUGGCCAGUGGAGUUAUCACUAGGCUGUAAUGUAAACACUUCAUUUUCUCUGAAAAGACCGUGUUUACAGCAAAAAGCCUGAAGGGAAUGAUUCUACUCACCAGAACAAAUUCAAAAAGCUGUAGUUGUUCUGGUGACUAUAGUGUCCAUUUAAAUGUAUAUUCUAGAAAUAGAACUUCUUUUUAUUGCUCCUUUUUUAAUAUCGGUCACUUCUCAUUUGAUCUGUAAAUAAUAUCAACUUUUAGUGACUGUCCCCUAGCUAACACUAUAUUUUUUUUACCAUCAAUGAUAAUUAAAAAAAAAAAUAAAAAAAAAAUUGGGCACCAUGGCUGGAACUCUGAAUUUCUAAUCAAACAAACACCCACAGCCAUCAUGCUAGUAAUUCACUUGGUUAUAUGUCUGUAUGAUAUUUUAGAGCAGGGGUCCUCAAACUCCGGCCCCCCAGAUGUUGCUGAACUACAACUCCCAUGAUUCUCUGGUUAUCUAUAAAAGUCAAAGAAUCAUGGGAGUUGUAGUUCAGCAACAUCUGGGGGGCCGGAGUUUGAGGACCCCUGCUUUAGAGAAUAGCCAAACAGCUGAUCAGUCCAAAUUCAUGCGAAUUGCAAUUCGUCUGAAUUUGAAUGUACAAGUCUAGUAGCAGUGGUUUAUUUGUGCAUUUUAUGCAAACAUCCCAUAAAUUCCAUCUUAAUUAGAGAUUAUGAUAUGAGCAGAAUUCUCAUAGAAAAAUCUGGCAGCAAAGGGAUUAACUUAAAGUGCUUAACAAUUUCAAGGAUUUGUUUCAAAUUAUGGAAUGCUAUUUGGGUUUCAACUGGACAUGUAUAUUCAUUGAAUUCGUUUUUAAACUAAACUAUUAGUUUAAUAAUGAAUGGAUUUGAACUGAAACCCCCUCACAAUGCUUUUAAACAAAUUGAUUAGUUCAGGAAACCUUUUGACCCACGCCGGUGAUCGCGGUACGGGGACUCACCUGGGAGCCCCUGCUUCCUCUUCGGCCCCCCUGGGCCAUGUGAUCACGAGGUCUUCAAGAGGACCUCACGAUCACAUUGACGGCAAAGCCGUCCAAGGCUUUGCCAGCAGGGGGAGUGCCUGUAAUGACAAGGUACUCCCCCUGCUGUCUGAAAUUAAAAUAAAAUGUUAAAACAGUGUAAAAUAACAUUAUAUAUACUUAGAUCAUAUAUAUAUUUAUUAUAUAUACGAUCUUAGUAUAUAUAUAUAUACACACACACAUAUACACAUAAACACACAUACACUAUCUACGUGUAUUUUAAUAUUAAUAUAUACAUAAUUAUAUAUAUAUUAAUAUCAAAAUACACGUACAAUGAUAUUGAUUAAAUAUAUAUAUAUAUAAUUUUCAUUAUAUAUAAUAUAAAAUAAAUAAAUCUGUAAAUACGUUAAAAAAAUUAAAUGAAAAAAAUAAUAAAAAAUAAAUUAAUAAAAUAUAUAUAUAUAUAUAUAUAUAUAUGUGUAAAUUCCUGCUAACUGUAUUUUAAAAUUAAUAUAUAUAUUGAUAUCAAACUACAUGUAGAACAAAAUAAUAUAUAUAAGUAUAUACGUAUAUAUCACUAUAUAUAUAUAUAUAUAUAUAUAUAUAUAUACCUAUAUAUAAAUAAAAUAAAAAUAAAAAUAUAUAUAUAUAUAUAUAUAAAUUUAAUUUUUUUUAAAUUAUAUACAUAUAUAUAUAUAUAUAUAUAUAUAUAUACAUAUAUUUAUAUACACACAUAUAUAUAUAUAAUAAUUCUACGUAUAUAUUUAUGUAAUAAUUUUACAUAAUUAGGUAAUUUUAUUAAUUACAAUUAGCAGGACAAGCCUGACAACCCAGACCAAAAGUCCAGGGAAUUUAAUUUGCUAGCACUAUAUUUAACCCUGUAACUUUACAAGACACCAUAAAACCUGUACAUGGGGGGUACUGUUUUACUCAGAAGACUUCACUGAAUAUUAGUGUUUCAAAACAGUAACAUGUAUUACAACGACGAUAUUGUCAGUGAAAGGGACAUAAUUGUUGUGAUACGUUUUACCAUUUUGAAACACUAAUAUUUGUGUUCAGCGAAGUCUCCCGAGUAUAACAGUACCCCUCAUGUACAGGUUUUAUGGUGUUUUCAAAAGGUAGAGAGUCAAAUAUAAGGCUUGUGUUUCAGUUUUUUCACAUUGAAAUUCACCAGCUUGGAAAUGGUAUUGCAAAUGGGGUAUGUCCAGUCUUUUUUAGUAGCCACGGAGUCACAAACACUGGCCAAAACUGACGUUCAAAUUAGUUUUUUGUAUUUUAAGUGGCUACUAAAAGUUUAGCCCAUUUGCAAUACCUUGGGUUGUCUACUUUUGCAAAUGGUAUGCCAUCAUAGGGGCAAUUCGCAUUCCUGGGCUACCAUACGGUCUCAAAUGCAACGUAACCAAUCUGGCGUAUUUCAAUGUGAAAAAACUGAAAAAGGUAACAUGCUAUAUUUGACUCUGUAACUUCCCAAAACACCAUAAAACCUGUACAUAGGGGUAUUGUUUUACACGUGAAACAUCGCUGAAUACAAAUAUGUGUAUUUGAUUGCAGUAAAGUCAAACAGUAUUAUGACAUUCACAGUUAGAAUGUCACGUAAAACUAAACAUUUUUUAAAAAUUCUUUCUCCCAUUUUUUAAUAUGUUAUUCAUAUUAAAUGAUGUUUUAUACCUAAAUAUUUGAUGUUAAAUGAAAGCCCUGUUUUCCCUGAAUAAAAUUAUAUAUAAUAAGUGUGGGUGCACUUAAAAUGAAAGAGGCAAAUUACACCUGAACAGACAUAUAGCGCAAAUUAAAGUUUUUGUUUAUGUUUUGUUUUGAUCACAACAUGUACAUUUGGUUCAGUCCUUAAGGGGUUAAAACAAAAUGAACGUUUUGUUUAGGGCAAUUUUAUUUGUUGUAAAGCAGAUUAAUUUGUUAAACGAUGAAUGGAAAGAAUGCAAUUGUCUAGUUUCUAUUAUUUUUCGUAAUCAAUUAUAAACAACUGCAUUGUAAAAAAACAUUUUAUAGUUUAGUAUAGUACAUAAAACAACGUGCUCUGGCUUUAUUUCACAAGAUUUGUACAUGAUUAGUCUUUAAAAAAUACAUUUUCAUAAACAUUUUACUAUAUGGCUAAACAUAUAGGCUAUAAACGUAUAGUAAGCAUAGCAGUACUGCAUACUAAGUUGGUAAAAUAUUUACAAUGUAAUAAUACAAGUCUAAAAUAUAGUUAGAAUUGGCAGGCAAGAUAUGCACAAAUACAUAAUAUUCAGCUAAAUAAGUGCUAAUUUUAUAGCAUAAGCAAACAUAAUUAAAAACAAAUAAUUUGUACUUAUAGGGACGAUUACAAUGAACGCACCUAAGCCCUUAGUCAAUGAAAGUGACCUACAGCUUAAUGUGGGAGUAUUUGUCAGGACGUCUUCAGGUGGUUCCUUCAUUGUAUCUAAUGUUCCACUUGGGCCUCAAGUUGACACCAUUAAACCAUGCAAAAUAACAGACUUGGCAGCAAAGACUUCAGGAUACACGAUUGUUAUUUCUUGGACGGCAACUGGUGAUGAUCUGGACCAAGGAACUGGUAAGAGGUCUUCAUUUUGGCUUUUAACUGUGGACAAACAUCAACACUUGAUCUAUUACUAUUCAGGGUGUAGAAUGCAUCAGUUAAUAGUAUCAAUUUCAUUUUUAAGGUGAGCAAACAUGCAACAAAAAAUAACUAUCAACCUUUGUAUUUUGCAGCUAAUAGCUGCCUUCACUUUUACAUAAUUACAUAGUAAUCUAGGUUGAAAAAAAAAGCUAGAGACCAUCAAGUUUAACCUUGAAACCAACUAUAUUAUGUUGCUGAUCUAAAAGAAGAAAAAACAACUGUAGACAUUUAAAAUUAUGCCACAAACUCCAUAACUCCAUGAUGACAAUCAAAUUUCUUCUUGGCUCAACAGCCUGUUCACAUAUGUAUUCAUUAUUACCUUCAAUAAUCCCGUGUCGCAAAAAAACACCCAGGCCUUUUAAACAAAAUAUCUAUAGAUUCCGCUGUAAGCAAAAGUGCCUUCAUAUUAGACAAAAGAUAUAUAUAUAUAUUUUUUUUUGGAGGGGGCAUUAAAAUAGUACAUUUAAGUGAACAAAACGGUUGUAUCCAAUAAGAACUAAAUGUAUUGUGUAAUUGUCAGACAAGAAAAAUGUCUCUGGGCAAAGCUUGAAAAUAUGAAGAUGAUCCUAUAAUUUCAUGUCUGACUGACAUUUCUGUUCAUGAAAAGACGAAUGACUGCAUCUGUAGUUAUUAGCCAUUGAUUUUUUAUUUUCACCCUCUAGCACUUUUUCUGUGAGUAGUAAGCAUAAGUUCCAUAAUCGAUCUACCAUUUGAAUAACCAUAAACACCUUCAUCAACCUAUUAAUACUAAACUUCAAUAGGUCUCCAAUAUGUCUAAAAAGAAUGAAUUAAAAAAAUGAAAAUUAUAAUUUGUAUGGUGCUUCUUUACAAGCUGCUUUGGCAUCAAUUUUUUAAUUGUAUAGAUGCUUUGUUUUGGCCAGGCAGCUGUACUUGGAGUAUAUGGGCAUUAUGCCUACAUACUGACAUUUUUCAUACUACUGAUGUGAACUUUAACCUGUGAGAAAAAUGGAUCAGAUCAGAAGGAGCUUAUAUGGCGUGGAAAAGAUAUGCGGCCAAAAUGAGCAUUAAAGGUGGAAAUACCUUUAUUAUCUUCACUUAAUAUCACGGCAGGGUGGGGGCACACAAUAACAAUGGGGCUUAGAGUAAAAUAGGUUACUAAGCACUUGCUACUAAAGCACUUACUGUGCAAAUCUGACUAUGAAACAUUGUUUUUGCAUCAAUUUUUUGAGUGCAGUAUCAGCUUUAUAAAUGUUUUGUGCCUCAAGGUCACUCACAUGUAAAAGCCAACACUACAUUUACACAUACCCCUGCAAUCGAAUGCAAACAUUACAUACAUUACAUACAAACACGUCCCUGUAUUAAAAUGAUAUACAAACACCCCUUCAUUCAAACACCAACACUAAACACAAAUGCACACCUGCAUGUAAAAGCCCACACUUCAUGCAAACUCACCCCUGCACUCAUAUGUAAAUAGUACAUACAUGUACACCAUACAUUUCAAUGGCAACAGUAAUACAAAUACACACCUGCAUGCACACACACACACACAUAAUUACAUUCACAUGCACUGCUCACAAAUACAACCCUGCAAGGAUUGGAAAGUGGUAAAUUUCCACCAGCUCGCAUAGCACUCUGGGAGUUCAACAAAUGGAAAUCUACCUUUUGGCCACCAUUGUGCUACUGGGGGAGCAAAAAUGUUCUUGCACCAGGGCCUUUUCUACAUUAGUUCUGCCACUGCCAAGAAUCAUGAUAUUUUACAGUUUUACUUAUGUGUAGUGAUGUCCCAAACGGUGUCCCACCUCCUGAAAAAGCGUCCAUUUUACAUUCAUUGUGAAGCUGCAUUCUUAGUGAGCUGUCCAGGAGGUGGGAGGGUCUGCUGCUGAUUGGCUGGAAUGUGUCUGCUGACUGUGAGGUACAGGGUCAAAGUUUACCACAUAUGUUCACCGUCCGCUGCGAACCGUUCAGCGAAGCGUUCGGGACAUCACUACUUAUGUGCAUUAUGUGCAAAAUUGUACUUCUUUUUUAUAUUUAGGUCUUCUCUAAAAUAUUGCAAGAAAAGGGGAAAUCAUAUAUCAGCAUGCCAAUUGCAUGCUCCUUCAAAGCAUGUGACAUAAAACUGCACAUUUUAGAGUGGCCUUUUAUUGUGGCCAGCCUGUGCAAUAAUUUUGCUGUCUAAUCAGCAUCUUGAUAUGCCACACCUGUGAGGUGGAUAGAUUAUCUCAGCAAUGGAGAAGUACUCACUAACAGAUUUAGACAGAUUUGUCAACAAUAUUUGAGAGAAAUAGGGCUUUUGUGUACAUAGAAAAAGUCUUAUAUCUUUGAGUUCAACUCAUGAAAAAUGGGGACAAAAACAAAAGUGUUGCAUUUAUAAUUUUGUUCAGUGUAAUUGUGCAGUUGUUUUGUGCUACAUCUAUGUGCAAGCCUAUUCUUUAAAUAUUUAAGACAAAAGUUACACUGUUUUGUUAAUAAUCAAACUAAUAUGUAAAAAAUAUGAUUUUUUUUUUAGCAAACAAAUAUGAUUUAAGAACAUGCGUCAACCCAAAUGACCUGAGAAACAACUUUGAGUCCUGCUACUUGGUCAACAUGGCUGGUGUAAAACCACAGCUAGCUGGAUCCCAUGAAACAUUUACAUUUGUACCUGGAAAUAUGGUUGUUGCAAAUGGAAGUAUACUUCAUUUUGCAUUGAUUGCAAUUGAUAAAGUAUCCCAGAAAUCAAGCAUCUCUAAUAUAGCACAGGCUGCAAUUUUUAUUUCUCGAGUGCAGCCAACUACUACACCAAAACCUACAACUAGCACUGUCAAAACUUCCAAAUACACUACUACAUCAAUAAUAUUACCACCUUCCGAUGGUUGUCCAUCUGGGCUGAGUGUAACUGCUUGGACAGUGAUAGUGUGUGCAAUAAUUAUUGUAACUUGUCUCAUUGUGUGUAUUAUCAUUUGCAUCACAAGCUGUCUGAUGAGAAAAGGGAAGAAAAUAUAAUAUAUAAAUAUUAUAAAACAAACAGAGAAGAAAAUAAUUGAUUUAAUAUAAAAAAAAGAAAAGAAAUGUGUCUAUUUUUAAUAUAUAUUACAUAAAACUCAGUAACCCAUAAGAAAAAUGACAAUUAAUAACAUGUACAUAUGUUUGCGAUUCAUACAAAUAAUCUAAAAGAUUUUACAGUUGUACUUUUACUGAUUAAUAGGGUAAUACUUGUAUUAUCCCACUCACCGACGAUUUAAAUCAAUUAAACAAAUAAAUGUUCAAAAUAAAUUACAGUUGAAUGUGAACAAUUAAAGCAGUAAAUUAGAAGUCAUUCUCUGUAACAUUGUUUUUGUUUCCCUUUUUUUAGCAGCACUUUAGAUAAACCAAACUUAAUGAAAAAAAGGAAAAUCAAAUCUGUAUAGCCCUAUUACAUGACACCACAGUACAGAUCAUAGACAGGAACAAAAAGUAAAAAAAAAACUGCUUCAUAAAAACACAGACAAACAAACUCUUUUUAUUUUGGGUUUAAUUUAUAUAAAACUCAGAUAUUCAGUCAUUUUUAAAUCGAGUGGAAGAAGAAGGUACAUGCUAUGGAAGGUUCACUCUCCUGGUGCCACAGAAAUUACCAAAUUCCUCUUUGUUAACACAUACAAAGGACAAGGCACGGGAGGUGCAGAUGGUCAAUUUUUUAUCACAUAAGCAUGUUUCUGCUCUCACACAAACCUUUAUCAAAGCUUAAAGGAACACUAUAGUAUACACAAAUAUACAAUAAUAUACAAAACUGUAUUCCUAACACUACAGUGUGCCUCUGCCACUAUGAUCUCCAUCCCCUCCCCUUCCUCCCCCCAGCCUCUCUGCCAUGAAAAGGUUAAAUAACCCUUUAAACACUUACUUGAUUCCAGCGCCAAGGUCCCUGGGUGCUGGGCCAGGCUCCUCCAAUGUCAGCCGAUGAUGGGAACCUAAUGUGCAUGCUAGGAGAGCGCACCAAGUGCAUUUAGCAUUCCACACAGGAAAGCACUGACUCAAUAUCAUGGAUGUCCAAUCACAGGUGUCUAACUUCAGCAGCUCAACUAUGCGACUUACGUCCCUCGAAGAUUAUUAACGACGCAAUAAUUUUAAGAUUUGCGGAAUCCCCCCCCCCCCCACCGCAGUCGGCACCGAAGAGCUACCUCAUUAUAUCAGGCAGAUGCUAGCCUCAAUUCUACCACCCAUGGUGGCCAAGAAAAUAAUUUUGGAGGGGAUAUUUCAGAUCACAAAUGCCGCCACACCAUCUACCUCUGUGACACAUGAUGUUACAUUGCGAUGCACUACAACCGCAGACAAGAACCACAUCUUGGCAGCCUUAAAGGGACACUGUAGUCACUAUAAGCAUUUCAUCUCUUUGAAUUGGUUAUAGUGCCUGGAGUACCCUGACAAUGUCCCUCCAUUCAGUGUUGCACCAUGUUCGUGCAGUAUGCCACAAAAUAAGAGUCCAUGGCCACCCACAGUCCGGCCCCUUCAGUAUGUGUAGCUAAGGCAGAGAUUACACACUUCCUUGUUGUAAUACCCACUCAUACCGUCGGUUGGAACUCUGACAGGUUAAAAGCAGUCAGCAGACACUCUCAGCCAAUCACAGCUGCCCAUUUAUGCUCAGGCUAAUACUUCCUUAUUAGCCAAAGCAGCACAGAGGGGAUGGAUUGCCGGGGACUCUUGUUUAGCAUUAAAACAUUAAAACUUUAAAAACUGUUUAAUGCUGGUAGAAAUGAUGGGACCAGAAGACUCCAAACACUAUAACCAGUUUAAUGAGAUGAAGCAGAUGCCUACAGUGUCCCUUUAAGAGGCAAAACACCUCUGAAUUUUGAGUUCUCCCUCCUAUAUUGUUUUCUAAGGAUCUCUCCAGAGCCACGUUGGAGUGGCGAAAAAACCAUGGGACCUGUCACUACCCGCCUCCACUAAGCAGGAGUGCCAUACCAGUGGGGACCACCUGGAUCUCUGAUGGUGACAAGUGAUGGAGUCACCUACACACUCCAGUCACUUCUGGAAUCUCAAGCGUUCUAUGAAGCAUUGGGACUAUCGAAGCCUGACACUACCCCAGAAUCACAGGCUCCAACUGUGGCUUUGCAUCCAGCCAAUAACGUGCCUUUUAUCUCGAGAGAUGGAGGUUCCACCUUGUCAGGAACUUGACUACCCGGGAAUUGCCUACAGCUUCUGUAGGUCCAACGGACAAGAUGUCCCAGAACCUGUAUCUUGCUUCACAGACAACAAAAUGUUAUUUAUUAUUGUUUUGUUUUCAGUUUCUCAGGUUAACAGUUUCUUUUUCUUUAAGCAUUUCAUAUAGAGGAAGCAAGCAAACAUGCACCUAGCUAAAUGUAAAAUCUAAUGUGAUACCUUAUCUUCAAGUCGCAGACCCAUAAUUUUUCUGAUGAUGACACAACCCCCCCAGAACUCAAAGGUCAGGGGUAAAUAUAUUUUUGCAGCACAGCCGGCUAUGUACAGCCUCCUUUAACAUCUUAUGUUCCAACUAUCCAUUCUUCUGAAGCACAUAUUAACCUGUAUUACACCACCAUAGCUAGAUGUGCACACGUCUUACCAUUUAAUUCAUGCCUGUCAGAUUUUCAACUAAAACGUGAUAACCACAUGCUUCCCCUUGAGUUCACUAGUCGGGAUAUUCUCAACCCUAGGCCCAAGGAGUGUUACCUGCACACAAUUUUGUGCUCUCCUGUCACCCCCAUCUUUGAGCUGCCAAGGGUGCUGUACUUGUAGAAUUAAUAAUAAAAUUAGUGCAGGAUUAUAUGGAUGUAUUGUUACUAUUGAAUGUUCUUUUUUUUCUCUCCAUAUAUAAUAAUGCUGAAUGC
Messenger RNA from Pelobates cultripes (western spadefoot toad), 35048 nucleotides. The record is from the annotation of a GenBank genome assembly. Lineage: Eukaryota; Metazoa; Chordata; Amphibia; Anura; Pelobatidae.